GAUAAAAUGCUAUUUUGGUCAUUUUAGUUUUUGAGUGCUAUUUUUGUGAUAUAAACUUAAAAAUGUACUAUUUUGGAGAUUUGCCCGGCCUAAAACCUCCUUAUUUUGGGCCUCCUUAUUUUGGGCCGAGGUAAAUGAAGAAAAUAGACACGUCGUUCCUUCGUAGGACUACGAUGAUGAAGUUAAAACGACGCUGCUCUUAUGAGUUAAUUUUGCUUUACCUUCUCAAGAAGAUGCUCGGGAAGUUCAAAGGAGAGUGUGAACUGUGAAGUCAACAAGAGUUUCAGAAGAAGAACUAAGUUUAGCAUCUUUCACGCAUGGAUUCUCGCAGGAGUUUGGCCCAGAUGAACUCUCAGACUUCGUAUGGAGUUGUAGGGAAUUCCAACGAGGAGAAACGAGUUAUAGAAAAGGCAAGGAGUUUGCUCAACUGGUUGACUGAGCGGAACUUUGACAAGAUAAAGGAUGAGAUCGUCCAGACCAUUAUAAGAGCGUCCCCCUCUGCUUUCGUUAUCAAGUCUCUAGUGUGUUUCAUUUUAGAUAUGGCGAUGGUGGACAGUACUGCCAAUGUCUUAUCCGCUCGUCUAUCCGUCCAUCUUUUUCACUCCCUUCCUCCUUUCCCAACAGCUGACUGUCACGGCGAGAUUACCACUUUCGAGAGGCUCUUCUUGUGUAAAUGCCGAAUGGAGCUUGAACACUCAUCUCCUGAAACUGAUAGGCAUGCACCACUUGUUUACGUUGACGAAUCUGACUGUUGGAGAUUUAUCAAGACCGUGCGUCUCUUGGCUGAAAUCUUCAAGAAUAGGAUGCUCUCCCAAACUACUCGCCAAAGUAUUAUUCAGGUGCUCAUGAAUCCCAUCCUCCCACCUGAGAGGAACACCGAUUCUAUGAAUUGUUUUCUGUCCUUUGUUGGAGUUCUAGCUGACUUUCAAUUUUGUGAUGAAAAUUUCAAGCAGCUAGUGCAAAAUUCACGGGCUGUAGAGCUGGAGAGCAGUUACAAUGAACAAGUCACGCUUAGGAAGGAAGCAGAAGAUGCACUUGCUAGAAAUGAAGGAGCACUAGAUUUGAUGAAACGGCUACUUGAAUCUUACAAGGAAGACAAAUGUAAAUUGCAUUUACAUGCUCAAGGUUUGGAGCAAAAGUACCAAAAUGAAUCAAAGCUUCGGAGAGAAACAGAAUGUGCGCUUGCAAUAGAAAGGGAGAGCAUUGCCAAGGUAAGGCUUCAACUAGAAACUCUGGAAAACGAACACAAUAACUUGCGGUUGAAAGCUGAGGAGCUCGAGAGCAACUACACGGACGAGCUGAUUCUCAGGAAAGAAUCAGAAAUUGCACUUGAUAAAGAAAGGAAUGAGUUGGAGGCGAUGACGCAAGUGUUUGAAACUUGUAAGAUAGAACAAGAGAACCUGACCUCGCAGGUCAGAACUUGGCAGGACAAAUACGACCAAGAGCUGAGCGUUAGGAAAGAAACAGAGGAUUCUCUUUCCAGACAAAAAGAAGAGCUUGGGAUAGUCAAAGGACUACUAGAAGCAUACAACCAAGAAGCAGAUGCAAUGCGAGAAGAGAGGGAUAGUGCUCUCCAAACAGUACAAGAGCUCACAAGAAAGCAUUUGGAAGAGCGUCAACCACCGCCCUCUUUUUACUGCCCCAUCACACAAGAGGUGAUGAAAGAUCCACACUUUGCUGCGGAUGGAUUUACAUACGAAGCAGAAGCUAUUGAUAAAUGGUUUAGCACAGGUCACGAUACGUCACCCAUGACAAAUCUCAAGCUUCCUCAUCGGAACCUUGUCCCAAACCGCGCUCUCCGGUCUGCUAUUCAAGAUUUGAGUUGAUUCUUCUUCCAGUUCUCUAUAAAACUGAAAUUUGGUUUCUCUCUACCUCUACUACUGUAUGAUAUAUGAACCUUGACUUAUUUUGCCAUCUGGUUUUUGGUACUCUACUAUUUUAGUUUUUCCAUAAACCAUAAAUAUGGCAAUUUUUCUCUCCUAAUUCCUAAGACACUAUUUUUGUCUAUAAAACGAGAAAAGAUAAGACAAGGCAAAAGCUCCAAAUAGAAACUCUUAAAACUGAAUAUGCGUUUCAAGGCCUCUGAGGAGUUUAUGGCGAUGAAGCAACUGCUUGAAACUUGCAAAAGAGAACAGGAGAACCUGAAUUCACAGGUCAGGAGUUGGCAGACAAGCACGACCAAGACGCUAGCCUUAGAGAGGGAACAGAGCCAGAGGAUGCUCUUUGUAGAGAAAUACAAGAGUUUUUUUACAUACUCAAUGGGCUGAUUGAAUGAAUAUAUUACAACAGAGAAGCAGAUGCGAUGUGAGAAGAGGGGAAAAAUGCACUCGGAAGAGAUCUCAACAAUAGCAAAAAGGAAGAGCGUCCACCUCGACCAUCGUUUAUUUACCCAUAUCUAUCUCACAGGCAAAACCCAUAUCUUUACAAGAAGAUUACUUGCACGACACUCAAUUUCGUAAGUAGCCUAGGUACUAAAUAUUGCUUACUUUCAUAGAUGUUGCUAAUCGAAAAUUCGAAACCAUUGACAAGCACUCCAAAUGGCAUUUCCAUAUAUAUAUAUAUACAUAUAAAUAAGUGCGCUUGCUGUCACUUCAUCAAGAAACAAAGUAGAAAUUUAGGAAGAUCACAUGAUAUGUCUGCCUCAUCGGCGGAUAAAGUUUACGAGGAAGACUGUUAUUGUAACUAUUACAUGAUUCAAGUAGAAUACUUAUAAUAAGAAUAUAUAAAUAUUUAACUCUGUUUUGAGGUACACAGAGUAGGGGGUACCUAUAAGCAGCUGGAAGCCUGCAAAAGCUUUGAAGCUGCAGCUAAGC
Messenger RNA from Brassica napus (rape), 2813 nucleotides. RefSeq names its product putative U-box domain-containing protein 58. NCBI's taxonomy places the organism in Eukaryota, Viridiplantae, Streptophyta, Magnoliopsida, Brassicales, Brassicaceae. Gene Ontology annotation, molecular function: RNA binding; protein binding; ubiquitin-protein transferase activity. The coding region runs from base 318 to 1826 and encodes 502 amino acids. The transcript is spliced from 7 exons. The record is from RefSeq and is a predicted model, not a curated record. Gene Ontology annotation, biological process: protein ubiquitination.